ACCGAAUUUUUUUUCCCUUGUUCGUUUCCUCAUUUCUAUUCUCCAUGGCGAGCAACAUAAAUUCUGCAAAUAGAUUGCAUUCACCCGCAGUAGCGCCGCCUGACAUAAACUACAGUCCACGGGCCGAUGUGUCGUCUUCUCAGCACUUGAACCAUAUCUUUGGCGCCGUCCGAAAACAGAUUGAACAAUGGGGUGACCAAGCCAAAUGGAAAAUAGACCUUGUAUUACUUGAAAAUGCUGAUGGAUCUACUCCUCAGCCAGAGUCACCGGCACCCAACAUAGGUCCUACUUCGUCUGUCUCAGCUCGACAAAUGCCAAACUCACCACUCACCUCGGAGAAUGGUCCACGGCCGUCAUCCUCACAGCAGUCAACUCCAACAGUGUUCAAUCAAGCUAUCAAACGAUCUGCAUUUCAGCAGCAGUAUCCUCCACAGUAUGCAAUGCCUCCGAUGCAACAUGGCCUUCCAACUGCAUACCGACCUCCUAUUAUCGAGCCACCUUAUGCCAGCACUGCCGACCCAAAUUAUCCGAUGAGACCGCCAUUCCUUCUCACUGAAGCUGAUAUUAAUAGAAUCCAUCACUUGGAUGACGCAAAGCAAAAACUGCGCGAGUGCGUGGAACGAAUUAAUUUAUUAGAUGGUAUAGCUCGAUCUCAAGCAGAACAAAUAUUCCACCUAUCACGGGGAACAUCGGAUAGGAAUUUGGCUCUUGAGACAAUGCGCAAAAUAUACCUCAUGAAUGAACAUGAGCAGGCAUUAAGACACUCAGUUGAAACCAAAAUGUUUCAAAAAGAUAUUCGAAUUUUGGCGCAGAAACUCAAAAAAGCGUACGCCAAAGUCCGACUCAUCGAAAGUGCCGACAUUAGCACCAAGAGUAAUGAUGUGGACAGGGAAACGCUGUUACAUGACAGGAAGGCAUUGCUUCGAAAGUUACGAUUAUCUGAGAUGCGCAGUGCCACAAAAGAUGUUGAAUUGGAUAUUCUCAGCCGUGAAUACCAGAAGAUCAUGUACAAUCGGGAUACACCUGAACUCCGCCCAGUUUCUUUACGAGGAUCUAAAGCCGACUCUCAAGCUCGAAGAGGUGAUAUUCAAUAUCUUUUACAGCAAGGCUAUUCGCCCGUCAUGAGGCACGACACUCCACCGCUGGCAAAACAGAGAUCUGGUUUGGACGACUUAGGCAUUGUAGCAAACCAAAUGCUGACGGACAUGGAUAAAAGCGACAUCAAAGAAAAAGCACCUAUUACAACUGAGCCACUACCAAUGACUAAAGGAAACACAAGCAGACGUGUACCCAGUCAUAUGAGUUCCAGGGAUGAAAAGCGAUCCCAACGCUCCAUUGAUUCCGCUACUGCUCUGGUGUCCAUGCCCACGGCACUGUUUCCAGAGUCUAUGGCCCAGCCUGGUGACUCUACAAAAAACUUGAACGUUGCAAACCGAUCUCCAGCUGGUAAUCUGAAUCAAACGUCAUCUUUAUGGGAGCGACGAAGAUCAGGAUCUAUUCAUGCAAAAUGGAGUCAAGAAGAAGAUGAUAUGUUGAGGGCAUGCGUUGCAAGAUUUGGAAAUAAUGACUGGGAGAAAGUCGCUAGUGACAUUCCUAAUCGAAGCUAUCAUCAGUGUCGCCAGCGUUGGAUACAACUUACCGAAGAAGAAAAGAUGAGUCGAUCCAGUAUGGAUGCUAGCCACUCGCCAGCUAUCAGCAAUCUUCUUACUCAACAACAACCAUCGCUUGGCAGUCCCUCUCCACCACGCAGUGCUGCUCAGGACGAUGAGCCUCGCACUCCUCCCCAUCAAGUUCAAUAUGGUCCUACGCAUGAAAUGCCACUCAAGCCCUAUGAACCUUAUUCGACGAACUUGCAAGAAAAGCAUCCUCAAUAUGCUCCAUCCUCUUUGAACCGACAACAAACCCUACCAACACCACAUGACAACCAUUCUGGCCUAUAUCGACCACCAUCUCCAAUUGCUACUCCAAAGAAGCGUAAAAUUGAGACCAUGCCAUAACCAUGCGCUCUCCACUAUAAUUUGUAUAUAUUUUUCUUCUUUUCGCCCUUACAUUAUGCUGUAUACCAGUUCUUUGUGCCUUUCUAUUAUUAUUAUUUUGUUUAGUUCAGUAUCAUAG
Umbelopsis ramanniana AG is the source of this 2115-nucleotide messenger RNA. RefSeq lists its product as uncharacterized. Bases 45 to 1997 code for a protein of 650 amino acids. The transcript is spliced from 7 exons. The record is from RefSeq and is a predicted model, not a curated record. Lineage: Eukaryota; Fungi; Mucoromycota; Umbelopsidomycetes; Umbelopsidales; Umbelopsidaceae.